Molecule: messenger RNA, 354 nt
Organism: Xylona heveae TC161
Lineage: Eukaryota; Fungi; Ascomycota; Xylonomycetes; Xylonales; Xylonaceae
Exons: 1
Coding region: 79-312 (77 amino acids)
Source: RefSeq, a predicted model, not a curated record
CUCUCGUCCACUUACGCAGUCAACCCAAAAUCUGUGACUCGAACAGCAGGGGUGGAAGAAGACCUUAGUUGAAUAAAUAUGUCUCUAGCCCCGGCAGCAGUUCCAGGUGUGUCUCAUCUCCCUUCCAAGCGCCUCCGUGGUCAUCGUUUACCCGUCUUGCUUGCUCUCGUCGGCACACCAUUUGUUUUUGUCCAUGACUGGCGCCUCCGCCAUCGACGGAGACGUACCUGGAUCUUGGGCUGCUUUCUAACUGUUGAACGAUUUUGUAGAGAGGCAACCCUCACCUGGGGGUUUGAAUCUGUCCUCCAAUAACCCCUUUCGCAACCGAAUGGUGCCGCCGCCCACAUUCCAACG